Molecule: messenger RNA, 2110 nt
Organism: Astyanax mexicanus (Mexican tetra)
Lineage: Eukaryota; Metazoa; Chordata; Actinopteri; Characiformes; Acestrorhamphidae
Product: GTPase IMAP family member 8-like
Exons: 6
Coding region: 113-2110 (665 amino acids)
Molecular function (GO): GTP binding
Source: RefSeq, a predicted model, not a curated record
UAUUUUUAUGCUGUACAUUUUUUAUUGUAAUUAUUGUCUUUUCAUGGUGUAAGUGUCAGCAGAGGAGACCGUUCCAGAAGGAAGAAAUAGCCCUGAUGCAGAUCAUCCAAACAUGUCAGCAGAGAAGACCGUUCCAACAGGAAGACAUAGCCCAGAUGCAGAUCUUCCAAACAAGCUGAGGAUUGUUCUGCUGGGGAAGAACAGCUCAGAGAUCAGCAGAGUGGGGAACUUUAUUCUGGACAGAGAGGUGUUUGAUCCUGAAUCUCCUCCUCCUUCAGUAGAGCAGCACAGUGAGAGAGCUGGAGGAACAGUGGAGGGAAGAUACAUCACCAUCAUCAACACACCUCACCUGUUCCAUCCUCAGCUCUCCCUGACUACACUGCACAACAGAGUGAGAGAGUGUGCAUCUCUGUGUUCUCCUGGGCCUCAUGUUCUAAUGCUGGUUCUACAGCCAGAUGAUUUCACAGAGACAGACAGACACAGGCUGAAUCACAUCCUCCACUGUCUGUCUGAAGAUCCUCAUAAACACACCCUGGUAGUAACAACCCAUCUACUGCAGUCAGACUCCUGUGUAGAUCCAGCUAAAGAGAACGUAUCUCAGAGGAUCAUCACUGAAUACACUAACACACAUGUAGAGUUCAGCAGGGGAUGCAGUCGCUCUGAUCUUGUGGAGAUGGUGGUGAAGAUGGUUGUGGAGAAUGGAGGGAGUCAUCUAAAAUGGAAGGAAUUUGAAGAUGCUCCAGUUGCGAUUAAACAGCGACAACAUGAACAAACAGCACAACGAAAAGUCUCGGAACAGAGCACAAAGGAAAAAUGGUCUGAGAGGCUGAAUCUGGUUGUGUGUGGGAGUGAAGGAUCAGUAAAGUCCUCUGUAUCAGAUCUAAUACUGGAUCAGACAGAGUUCAGUGCAGAGUCCAGAUCAGUGUGUGUGAAGAGAGAAGCAGAAGUAUGUGGACGUCUGAUCUCCCUGGUGGAGCUUCCAGCUCUCUACAGCUCUCAGCUCUCAGAGGAGGAAGUGAUGCGGGAGACUCUCCGCUGUGUCUCUCUCUGUGAUCCUGGAGUUCAUGCUUUUCUCUUCAUCAUUCCUGAGGGACGUCUCACUGAUGAAGAUAAAGGAGAACUGGAGAAGAUCCAGAGAAUAUUUGGAUUGAAAUUGAACAGCUACAUCAUAGUCUUCAUCAGUACAGAGAAUCUGAAGGAUGCAGUGUUAGAUGAUGUUAUUAGGAAAGUAGCUGAAUCUGGUAAAGUACAUGUUUGUGUUUUGGAAACCAACAUAGACAAGUCAGUAAUUCUGCAGAAAGUAGAACUUGUGGUUGAGAAAAACAGUGGAAGCUGCUACACAUCUAACAUGUAUUUAGAAGCACAGGUGGAAACACAGCUGAAAUACAAAUCUGAGAUUAAAGACCCUAAGAAAAACAUUCAUAAUCUAGAAGAAAAUAAACUCAAGACUAAAGAAUCUUCCUCAGAUACAGGAGAUCUAAGAAUUGUUCUCAUGGGGAAGACUGGAGUGGGGAAGAGUGCUUCAGGAAACACCAUCCUGCGUAAAGAAGUCUUCAAAGAGUUAAGUUCCUCUAAGUCAGUUACCAGCGUCUGUCAGAAACAAUCAGCUGAAGUCAGACGGAGACGGGUCACUGUGAUCGACACUCCAGGACUGUUUGAUACGAGUAUUUCUAAUAAAGAAAUCAUAAAGGAAGUCACUAAAUGUAUCACCAUGGCUUCACCAGGUCCACACGUCUUUCUGCUGGUGCUGACAGUGGGACGCUUCACACAAGAGGAGAAAGAAGCAGUGAAGAUGAUCCAAGAUCGGUUUGGUGAAGAAUCCAGAAGAUACACCAUGGUGCUCUUCACCAGAGGAGAUGAUCUGAGGAAAAUGAGCAUUGAAGAUUAUAUUAAAGAUUCUGACCGCAGCUUACAAAACAUCAUUGACAAGUGUGGAAACAGAUACCACGUGUUCAACAACAGAAAUACUGAAGACCAAACCCAGGUCACUGAUCUACUGGAGAACAUCGACUCCAUGGUGGCAGUGAAUGGAGGGAGCUGCUACACUAAUGAGAUGUUCCAGAAGUCUAUAAAUCACCUCAGACUGAAGACUGGAAUUGCUGCAGUUUGA